Rangifer tarandus platyrhynchus (Svalbard reindeer) is the source of this 549-nucleotide messenger RNA. The record is from the annotation of a GenBank genome assembly. NCBI's taxonomy places the organism in Eukaryota, Metazoa, Chordata, Mammalia, Artiodactyla, Cervidae.
AUGUGUGGUGCCCUUAGAAAGCCCAAGGGCACAGCGGCCAGAGUCCACAUUGGCCAAGUUGUAACAUCCAUCUACACCAAGCUGCAGAAUGGCGAGCAUGUGAUUGAGGCCCUCCACAGGGCCAAGUUCAAGUUCCCUGCCGGCCAGAAGAUCCACCUCUCCAAGCUUUGCCGAGUUCCUCUUGUCACUUCCUUCAGCGCCUUCUCAGAGGGGGAACUGGCAAUACUGACCAUGCCAGAUGCUCUUGGUGCUGAGGUGGAAAACUCGGCCUCUGCACCAAUGUGGAAUCGACUCUUGGAGGCAGAGUUUGGGCCCUUGCUCACUGUUAAAACACAGCCAGCCGUUCAGUGGCAGAAAAGAUGUGAGGAUGACGUGGGGAGUAGUUCUAACCGAAUGAUCCCAAUGCCUCAGCACUCCACGUUCAGAGUGCUGGAUCGGGACUCAGCCAGAGAGGGAGUCAGUUACGCGCACCCUCGCUUCCAGCUCAAGGGCACCAUCCAGGAGCCGCUGCCUCUGCAGGAUGGGAAGUGGGCCAGGAAGACAGAGUAG